CGUAAAUGUGAAUACAAAAGGCUGUUUCUAGCAGCUCACGUUUUUUUUAAUGACGUAUCACGUUAUUCACGUAUGCCCUAAAGCUUGUAAACAUUAAGAAACAAAGCAUACUCUCUCACUCUCAGAGUCUCAGUGCAACUGCCAACUCAGCAAAUAUUUCAAAAUUAUGUGAAAAAGAACUUAAAUCAUGGAGAAGCACAGCACAAUGUUAGGACAGAAUACCUUAAGAUAUUUUAGUUUGUUCAUAUUGACUUUACAGACCACUGUGACAGUACUGGCCAUGCGCUAUUCUCGCAAACAGACAGAAGGAGGGAAAGAGUUAUACAUCGCCACUACUUUGAUUCUUGUUUCAGAGUUAAUCAAAUUUGCAUUCUGUCUGAUUCUGCUCCUCGUCCAGAAAUCUUGCUCAGUGAAACACCUUUUCAAAGCGUUAGUGUCUGAAGUUAUUUACAAGCCAUCUGAAACCGCCAAACUUGCCAUUCCUAGUUCAUUGUACACAAUUCAAAACAACUUGAUUUUGUUGGCACUGUCCUCCCUUGAUGCAGCAACUUUUCAAGUUACUUAUCAAUUGAAAAUUUUGACUACAGCCUUUUUUUCUGUGUUGCUACUACGCAAAGAAAUUAAGGCAUUUCAAUGGUUGGCUCUCUUAAUUUUAAUGGGUGGUGUUGUGCUUGUUCAGUUCCCCUCUGAUGGGAAACAAACAGAAGCUAACAAAGCUUUAAGCAACCCGCACAAACAUUUGAUUGGUAUGUUAGCAGUAAUUGCCUCAUCUCUAUCAAGUGGAUUUGCUGGUGUCUACUAUGAGAAACUCUUAAAGGAAAGUGCUCAGCCAUCUGUAAUCAUCCGAAAUAUUCAGCUGGGAAUUUUUUCAAUUGUUUUUGGAGCUGCUGGAGUUAUUAUAAACGAUUGGGAGAAAGUAGCCCAGCGUGGGUUUUUCGAUGGAUACACUCCUGUCGUUUGGCUCGUUAUUAUGCUCCAGGCAAUGGGUGGUUUGGUUGUAGCGGCUGUUAUCAAAUAUGCUGACAACAUUUUAAAAGGCUUUGCGACGUCCGUCUCUAUCAUUUUAUCUUGUCUCUGUUCCUACGUCUUCCUCCACGACUUAAAUCUAGAUUUGACCUUUGUUCUUGGAACCGGACUAGUCAUCCUGGCAACUUUUAUAUACGGAAUUCAGUCACAUCCUGCGCCAUUCGUUAGCAGUAGUAGCAGCACAAAUAGUACCCUCGUCGAUGAAGACGAAAGCGAUGAUAUUAGUCGUUCGUCGUACGUCAAGGUAAAUAACGAUCGAACUUAUCAAAAGCUUUCCAGCACAAUUUAAACCUCGUCCAGUCGGAUUUCUAUGUAUGGUUGCCGCUAAAGUGUUCGUUUACAGUACGUCCCCUUUGUUAUUUAAUUAUUUAAUUGAACUUGCUUAGCUCGUAAAGCUCAAACCAAGCCCUCGAUUUUUCACAUCUGAUUCCCUGUUUGUGGUAUUAUUGUAACGUUUUUUUUAAAUCUAAAAAUUCGGAUUUGUUUAUAGUAAGUCCCUUCCCUCCACAUCAAAAGUAUUUGUAUUUUUUUUUCCUUUUUUAAGUUUUGUCUUAGUUGAUUUUUUUUUGCGAUUAAUGCAAUAAAUGUUUAGUUUAAAUUCCACCUAAGCUAAUUAUCUUAGAAACAUAUUUGAA
This is a messenger RNA of Daphnia pulicaria, 1661 nucleotides long. Its product is annotated as UDP-N-acetylglucosamine transporter-like. Gene Ontology annotation, biological process: pyrimidine nucleotide-sugar transmembrane transport. Gene Ontology annotation, cellular component: Golgi membrane. Gene Ontology annotation, molecular function: UDP-galactose transmembrane transporter activity. The record is from RefSeq and is a predicted model, not a curated record. The coding region runs from base 188 to 1315 and encodes 375 amino acids. NCBI's taxonomy places the organism in Eukaryota, Metazoa, Arthropoda, Branchiopoda, Diplostraca, Daphniidae. The transcript is spliced from 7 exons.